Arabis nemorensis is the source of this 303-nucleotide messenger RNA. Lineage: Eukaryota; Viridiplantae; Streptophyta; Magnoliopsida; Brassicales; Brassicaceae. The record is from the annotation of a GenBank genome assembly.
AUGGCAGAUUACCAGAGAAAGAGCCAACGCUAUAGACAUCUAACUGAAAUGGUGAAGCAAUUGGAUCGUAUUACUAUCUACAAUGACAAGCACUUGUGGUUAGCAUUCAAAUUUCUUCACAAAAAUGGACAUGAGGCUAGGAUCGAGGUUGCCUCAGAGGUGGAGACAAGGCAUGCUAACCAUCUGCGGGCUCUUUCAGCUGGAUUUUUCAGGAAGGAUCUUCCUCAUGUUCCAAAUCCAGACCCAGAGCAUCGUUUCAGUGACACCUACCUCACUCUCAACGUAGCUGACAUUAACUGGUAA